AUGGCGAUCAAGGAUAAGAUCUUCAAAGCCGCCAAAGGGUUCCGCGGUCGAGCGAAAUCGUGCGUCAAAAUCGCGCGGAAUCGCGUGGAGAAGGCGUGGCAGUACCAGUACCGCGAUCGACGGAAUAAAAAACGCGAUUGGCGCGCGCUGUGGAUCACGCGAAUCAACGCGGCGACGCGGGAGCACGGAGUGCGGUAUAAUGAGUUUAUUAACUCGCUCACGGCGGAGAACGUGUGCGUGGAUCGGAAGAUUUUGGCUGAAUUAGCGGUGAAUGAGCCGAAGAGCUUCAAGGCGCUCGUGGACCGCGUGCGGUACAUGCGAGGGAUGGAUUGA
Messenger RNA from Ostreococcus lucimarinus CCE9901, 333 nucleotides. It is a transcript of the gene MRPL20, whose product is annotated as Putative mitochondrial ribosomal protein L20. Gene Ontology annotation, molecular function: rRNA binding; structural constituent of ribosome. Gene Ontology annotation, biological process: translation; ribosomal large subunit assembly. Bases 1 to 333 code for a protein of 110 amino acids. The transcript has a single exon. Gene Ontology annotation, cellular component: ribosome. The record is from RefSeq and is a predicted model, not a curated record. NCBI's taxonomy places the organism in Eukaryota, Viridiplantae, Chlorophyta, Mamiellophyceae, Mamiellales, Bathycoccaceae.